AUGCGGCGCGUGGCCAUUUUAUGGCUGACAGCGGCGAUCGCGUUCGCCGCCGAUGGUCCGCAUUUGACGACCGACGACGAGGGCCUACUCACCGUCAUUCAGGGAUUCGCCACACAGAUUCAAUGUGUGCUCAACACGUGCUCGAAUCAAGUCGUUUGGUACAAAGACGAUGUUCAAAUCACCGACGGCGCCAAAUUUGUUAAUCAAUCUCAGAAGGCGUUCAAAUUGCAGCAUUCGAUUGAGGUCGAUUAUGAGAAAGGGUGCAAAGGUCAAUGCGAUGACUCGAAACCAUGUGAAGCUGGCUACUCAUGUGUCGAUAAUCAAUGUUGCUCAUGUCGAAAGGAAGAUUUCACGCUGGUGCUGCGAAAUCUGACUUUUGAAGAAUCUGGAAGGUAUCGAUGUCAGCUUGGCAACGAGUCUGAGCUUCUUGAGUUCCAGGUUGAAGUUCUUGAAUCUGGAUUGAAGGGCGGAUUCCAUGAGAAUAUCUCGUAUGAUCAUUCGGAAUGCUGCCAACAGAAGGGAAUCUCGCCGUUGUGUCGCGGAAUGUGCAAACCAUCCGAAAUGGAUCAAUAUCAUUUCGAUCCCACGAGUUGCAAAACCGACGACUACAAGAAUUUCUUGUCAUGCGCGACGGAGAACAAUACGAGAAGUCAUGUGCACUGCUGCAAAACGCAAUUGGUGCCGAGCUUCUGCUACGAUUUUUGCUCCGGCAAUUUCCAAAUGCUCCGCCGAUCGCAUCGCUUAUGCCUUUACUAUCUUCCGGAGAUCUUCUCAUGCCUCGACCGAGCCUAUCGUAUGUUGCCAGUAAAUCGUAAUCGUAAAGACAUGCCUCGCACCAGUCCCAACGUGCACCUUUCCGCUUUCAUGAUUGAGAAGCCGAUUAUUUCAGUGCCCUAUCCGGAUCCGCCGGUUCAAAUCGAAGUCAAUCCGGUGGAGCAUGACAAGUUGUCGGUGUGUUGGCAGCCAGCUCGCACAUUCGAUUCCAACAAAAUGUUUCCCGUGCUCGAUUAUUCGGUCUACUAUAAGGAGAUCCCGAAUUUCCCGUUGCUCGGCGGCGACAUGGGCCUUCCGUUGUUGGCCGGCGAUUAUUCCGACGUUGGCGACAUUCAAGAAGACGAAUACCAGCAGGAGGACGACGACGGCGUCGAGGAAGUGGUGAAAGACGACGACAAACCGACGAGAUUCAAGCGACUCGCUGACACGAUUUCGGUGUCGGUUCGAGAGAAACGAUCGAUGAUGGUGAUUGUGACAAGAGAUGAUACCAACAAUUCGACGACGAUUCGUGAAUUCGCCUUCAAAAGUAUCAAUACGACCGAGACUUGUGCAACACUGAAAGACCUUCGAUCCGCUUCCAAAUACAUUGUCUACGUGACGGCUCGCAAUGAGUACGGCACCAGUGUGCCUUCAGUCCGCAGCAUCGCCUCGACAAAUGUGCACAUGAUUACGAAUAAUGAGACGAUUCCGGAUACUCAAAAAUGCUGCGCGGCCAACAAUGUCACUUCGUAUUGCGCUUCAAAAAUGUGCAGUGUCGUCGAGGAUCCGAACUCAUUCUCGACGAUCACUGUUGCCACAACUUGCCGCACCGAGUGGCCAAAAGUGUCGCCGUGUAUUGCCGACGGACGAAAUCACACGGAUUGUUGCGUGCGAAAGGGUGUUGAUCGCGAUUGUCUCAAAAUUUGCGCGGGAAGCACGGAAGAGCUUGGCGUCAAUUCGGUGUUGUGCCUUAAUCUCGAUCUGCAGGCGAUCUAUCAAUGCAUUCGGCAAGGAUACGAAUCGCAUCCAUCGGCCCCGGAGAAUGUGACAAUUGUCGGCACCACCGCGCACAGUGUCACCGUUCAUUGGGACGAGCCGGCGGCGAAUUCGCAUCUCGUCGAGAAUUACACGAUAUUCCUCAAGAAAAACGAGCACGGCGAGGCGGUGAAGCAGAUUGUCGGCGCGAAAUCGCCGCACACCGAGAACGGUUUGGAGGCGGACACCGAGUACGUGAUCACCGUUCAAUCGCACUCGGUGAAGGGCACGAGUCUGCCGUCGACGGCGAAAUUGUUCACCACACUGCCAACGACUCGGCCACCAUUGUGCACCAUUGGCGAGCCGAUUUACAUGCAUGACGGAAGAGUUCUGACCUGCGAUACGACUAGUCCAUGCCCCAAUGGAUUCCGUUGCACCGGCCUCAAUACGGACUUGUCGUAUUGCUGUCCCGAUGAUGGCCUACGAUCGUCGGAGGAGUUCCAGCCGUGUUGCAGAGAGCAGAAGAUGCCGGAUAGUUGCAUGUCGACAUGCUCAUACAACUCGUCGCUCACCUCCGAUUGCAAGCAGCACAUCAAUAUAUGGAUUCAGUGCGCUUCGGAAGGACGCGAUCACACGAGAUGCUGCCUCCGCGAAUCGGUGUCGAAGAGCUGUCGCACCGCGUGCGCUCAUCCGUUCACAGUUGACGCCGACGAAUGCUUCGGUGACGUCGACAAAUUUAAGGUGUGUUUCGCCGGCGCGCAUAUGCAGCUUCCAGCGGCGGUACGAAGUCUCGAGGUCACGUCGAUCACCAAAGAUUCGGCGACGAUAUCUUGGGAGGACAUCGAGUCGAAUAUUGUUGCGUUCAGAAUUCAACUAUUCGACAAAAAUGGAGGUCUCGUCAAAUCGGUGAACAGUUCUGCCGACAUUUACCGGUUUUGGGAUCUCGAUCCUCAGACCGAAUAUAAGGCUCGUGUAAUUGCAAUCAAUUUGGAAGGUGAAGGACCACCAUCGUGGAAUAUCACGUUUACGACGAAACCGGCUCAAGUGUAUGAAGCUGAUCGACCGUUGGCGCCUGAAGGGCUCCGAGUCGCGUGGAACUCGGGCCCUCGUGUCAAUGUCACAUGGAAUCGCGUGACCACUCGACGAAACGACGAUCCGAUCACGGGAGCCGUCGAGUACACCGUUUACUUCUUGGACACCGAACAAUCGACGACAUGGACGACGUUGCGGACCAAUGAGACCUGGGUUGUGAUGAGGGACCUUCGAAAGGAUGCGCUAUACUAUGUCUAUGUGACAGCCAAAGAGGACAACAAGACGAGUCGAAGCUCGUCGAUAAUCACAAUUCUUGCGCAACAGGACAAGUUUGGCUUGCCGGAGCCAACGAUAACAAUUCAACCGGACCACAAAGAUGGGAUUUACUCGCCGGGAGACAAGUUGACAAUCAACUGCUCGCUUCCGAACAUCAAAGAGAAGCAUUUGAAUAUUGAUUUAACGGUUGGACCGCAUGUGGCGCAAAACGAUCAUGGCGUGAUGUUCGUUGUUCUCGAGACGGAAGCCGAUGAAUCGAUGGACACGGCGACUUGUGCGGUAUCGGAUACCGAUGGACGACAACACGUUGCCAUGAAGCAUUUGGUUCUGGAGAAGCACGCUAGCGUCACGAUGAAGAAGGACAAGGUGAGAGUGCUCGACGAUCAAACGGUGGAGAUUGAAUGCAUUUAUCGCGGAAUCGCGCGAAAUCCGAUCAUUCGUUUCGAGAAGGACGGAAAACGCGCGACGCGCGGUUAUUUGACGUUGAAAAAAACAGAAGCCGGCUAUGUGGCGAAAUGGCACAUUCGAAAAGUGAAGGCGUCGGACGCGGGCUUCUACAAGUGCGUCGUCGAAGCGGUCGGACAGAACAAGUUGGAAGCGCAAUCGGAGGUGAUAUUCAGCACCGAGACGCUUCCCGUCAAUCCGAAGCUCAUUCUGCAAUGUUGCGAAGAUGAGGGAAUCACUGGCGAUUGUCUACAGGCGUGCUCGAUUGGUCGUCCGUCGUCAACAUUCAAGGGUCAGAAUUGCACACGAUUCGCCGCGUCGCUUCUCAAGUGCGCCAGCGAUGUGCGCGAUCAUUCGGAUUGCUGCAUCGCGAACGGCGUUUCGGCGAAAUGCCUUCCGUUGUGCUCCGGCGACAGUUUUUCGCCGGAUGUCGAUUGUUCGGAGCACGCCGUCACGAUCAUGUCGUGUUUCGUCAAAGGCAACGAGCACAUUCCGUUGGAAGUGACGAAUGUUCGUGUGAAAUCGACGGAAGGCAAAGACGCCGUCGAGGUCGAAUGGGACUAUCCGCCGACGCGCGACUACAAAUAUUUUGCCGUCUAUUAUCGAAAAAAGAAUGAUGAGGAUUCGGAUUGGAAGAUGCAGAAGAGCCUUCAACAGACGAUUGAGCUUGAAAUCGAUCCAUCUGAAGAGUAUGAGAUUGGAAUUCUCGCGGCGAACGCGUUGGGACACUCGCCGCUCGUCUAUUCGAGCAUUCCGAAGAAUACGAUCGCUCGAAGGAGCUCGUCGAAGGGAUCAUCGUCGGCCUUCUGGAUCUUCGUUAUUCUGCUAGUGUGUGGAUCAGUUAUUGGAGUAAUGGCGGUGAUGGCGAAACGACGCGAAUUGCCGUAUCCAUUCGGGAAGCUGAUGCGUAGACGCAACAACUUCAAUCAGCCGACGGUGGCGUUCGAGAAUCCGGCGUACGGCAACGAGGUGGAGAUUCGCGGACUCGGCGAGCCGACCGGAUCGUCAACGGCGGCGUCGACGACGGCCGGCGAUUGGCAGAGUCCGAGUCUCGAAGCGAACUCGAACGAUAGUGGACACGAGUAUCGCAACGGAAUGCGCUACGCGAAACUUGAUACCUAA
Messenger RNA from Caenorhabditis bovis, 4602 nucleotides. NCBI's taxonomy places the organism in Eukaryota, Metazoa, Nematoda, Chromadorea, Rhabditida, Rhabditidae. The record is from the annotation of a GenBank genome assembly.